This is a messenger RNA of Lodderomyces pseudojiufengensis, 2253 nucleotides long. RefSeq lists its product as uncharacterized. The transcript has a single exon. The record is from RefSeq and is a predicted model, not a curated record. NCBI's taxonomy places the organism in Eukaryota, Fungi, Ascomycota, Pichiomycetes, Serinales, Debaryomycetaceae. The coding region runs from base 1 to 2253 and encodes 750 amino acids.
AUGCAAUCAAAUGAUCAAAGAGUUGAUGAUAAAUCGACCAAUUCGAACAGACCAAGGUCAGGUUCCGCAUUAACAAAUUGGAAAAAGCAAGCAUACAAGCAAUAUCAACCAAAAUUUUUAAAUGAAUCAGAUACCUCAAAUUCAUCUUGUUCAAACAUUGUACCAUUACCAUCCAUAGAAUGUUUCCAACUACAAUACAUAUUGAAUGACAUACUACAGGCGGAAUCUCAACAAGUUAUUGAUGAUUUAUUGAAAGUCGCAACAAAUUAUCAAAAUGAUUUGAGGAAUGAAAUAAAGAGAAAUUUGUCAAUAGAACAGAAAAUUCAAUUCAAAAACAUAAGUAUAUGUAAAAAUAUUCAUUUGAUAUUUCAAACAAUUCAUCAACGAAAGAAAAAAUUGAAAAAGCAAUUUCAGACCAAUUCAAAAUUUAAUCAUUUGAUCAAGGAUCCGGAGGGGAAUAAAAGAAGCGAAAUCAAUCAACUAGUGAUAGAUAGUGUGGAGGUAAGCGCUAGAGUUAAAAGUACUAUACAUAGUUUACAACAGUUGGAGUCAAAAUUAUGUGCUGGGAAAAGUCUAUUAGAUCCUGAAAAAUAUCCCAAUUUAUGUAAACUCAUAAAUAAAACAGGAGUCACUAAAGAGGAGAACAAACAAUCUGAUCUGCAGGAAACAAAUGUUCUGCCUGAAAAUACUAUACAUACCCAAGAUAUAGAGGUGACCGGAACCAGUCGAAUAAAUGAUGAUGACGAUGAUUUACCACCUUCAAUUGAUCUUCUGCCCAAAAAUAGUAUUUGCUCACUGGAAGAGACUCAAAAAUCCACAUCAACAGAAAUCGAUGAAGAAGAAUAUUGUAAAAAUAAUUCAAUGAUGACGAUAACAAAAUCAUUAAAUCCACCAUCUAGCCCCAAAUCAGUCAACACUAUCACCAAUACCAACGAGGAUGAAAUUGAUCCACAUGAUUUUGAACAAUUUAUGUCCACCAGUAUAGCAAAUUACAGAACUUUACAAAGGCAAAAAAUUGAUGCAAUAAAACAUCGAAGUGUAUCAACGUCAAAUAAUGACUCAAUCGAAGAAGACGAUGUUGGUGAUAUGCUUAAUGUCAAUAGCAUUAUUGAAUUUCCUCCAAAACUGGUACUCCAUAAUAGCCCAUUGAAUCUUUUAUAUUCUCAAUUAAUGUCAAAUCCAAAGUAUAGAAGCACGAUAAUCCGAGAAAAUGAACCACCACCAAAAAAUACUGGCAGUAAUUACCCUUUCGCUUCAUUGAUAAACGCCAAAUCACCCGCCACAAUAAAAUCGACUGGUGAAAUUUCACAUUUCAAGAAGUUGAGAAUCAAUGGAAGUCCCUUAAAUACUGAACAUUAUAGAAAAGUUUUAGAAAAGGAGAGCAAAAUUAUAAUGAAUGAAGAUAAUGAUAAAGUUCCUGAUGUUGUGUUUGCUGAAAAUUUGCUUGAAACCUUAGUAACUGAUUCAGAAACUCGGCAAAAACCAAACAUUUUGAAUCAGAUUGAUGACAAUGAUAAAGAUGAGCUUUGGAACUCUUCGGGACUUACAAGUGAAGAUGAAUCAGAAGGGUUUAAUAACGACAAUGAGCAUUCAAGAACUUUCUUAGACAUCAACAAAUUUAAUUCAAAUUUUUCUUCAACAUCAGAUUCGGAAACAGAUUCUGAUGCAGACUAUGUCAACGGAAAAACUACCAACUUUACUGAUAUAAAUGAUAUACGAUUUACAAACAAAUAUUAUAGCAAUCUUGAAAAAGAUGUUCGACUAAACCAACAAUCAAGCAGAUAUGAGAAAAGAAAGACAAAGAAAAGAAAUUCUCUGAAAACAACGUCACCUGAUAAGCAAACUUCUUUACUGAAGGAACUGUCACCGACUCCGAAACAUAAACCGUCUCAUCACAUAUUGCACCCUAAAAGAUCAAUUUUAAAGACUCAAACAACUUCUUCCCAACAAGUUAAUAAAUCAAUCAAAAUAUUAAACAACAAAAAAUUGAAUGAUUCUUCUCGAUCUUCAAGCUUUGAAAAUAGACAUUUCGUGUUAGAUGAUGAUGAUUUUAGUCCUUUGUAUGAGCUAAAUGUUAAUUAUAACUCAAAUAUUGGGAAUAUAAUCAACAAACACAAUGUAAACGGUACCAUAGUUACGAAAAGAAGAAAUUCAAGUUUCGAUACACAGAAUGAAGCAUUAAAACUACAAGAAUUUGAGGAUGACGGAAACGAUCAAGAAUCUAUUUCGAUUUUAAAAAGCUAUGUUAAGUAG